Messenger RNA from Penicillium arizonense, 1164 nucleotides. RefSeq lists its product as uncharacterized. NCBI's taxonomy places the organism in Eukaryota, Fungi, Ascomycota, Eurotiomycetes, Eurotiales, Aspergillaceae. Gene Ontology annotation, molecular function: methyltransferase activity. The transcript is spliced from 3 exons. The coding region runs from base 1 to 1164 and encodes 387 amino acids. The record is from RefSeq and is a predicted model, not a curated record.
AUGCUGGCUGGCCCAACCGACUUCUUGAGGCAACUGGCCACUCAGAGCCAAGUCCUCGCCUGUGUGCAAUGGCUGGGAGAAUUUCAAGUGCCCGCGUGCAUUCCGCUGGACGGCAGUGCUAUGAUUAAAGACGUAUCGGAUCUCAUAGACAUACCCGAGAGUCAGCUCGCUCGAGUGAUACGAAUGGUGGUGACGGCCGGGUUUUUGCAAGAGCCUCAGCCAGGCUACGUAGCCCACAGCACUCUAUCAGCGUCAUUUGUCAUUCAGCCAUCUUACCUGGAUGCCACCAUGUUCCUAGCUGAACGAGUGACUCCAGCCGCGUUGGGGAUGGCAGUAGCGACGAAGCGGUGCUCAACGUCAUCCAAGGAAUUGACUCCGGAUACCCAUAUUAUCGGCUCUAAUGCACCUAAUGGGAUUGCCUUUGCCGGGCCAAAAGAGGCCCGGCUGCCCCGACUGCAGCGUCAAUGGCAUGCAUAUCUCCGACAUGGGACGGGACAUCUGUGCGAUACAGUGACGGACGUUCUAACCUGUCUCGAGCCCUUUCGGAUGGCCAAUGCAACAGUUGUAGAGGUCGGGGCGCGAUCCACCGAGCGAGCGGUCGCCCUUGCCAGUCAAUAUCCUACACUGUGCUUCACGGUUCAAGUGAACCAGAUAGGUGACUCGCCCUUGACUGGAAAAGAGAGUCUACCUGCAUUCCUCGAUAAGACACGACAAGUGCGUCCGACUCCACGCGUGACCGUCCAGCAGCGGGUCCUCGGCUCCCAGCAACUCGUUUUCGACGCCGCAAUCUACAUCGUCAAUUUACCCUUGCCAAUACCGGGAAUGAAAUCCUCCUCCUUGGCGACGCAAACGAGUGCCGAGCUCAAGGCACACCUGGAUGUACUUCGAAUGAAUCGGCUAGCCACCAUGGUUCUCGUCGCACCUUAUCUAUCAGAGAGCGACAAUGAAAGCAUGGAAGCGGAGGCCCUGAUGCGGAUUCGAGACCUGUCUUUAUUGCAAUUGCUAAAUGAUCAGGAGCUAGGGAUCUCGAAGUUGGUCAAUCUAGUGAGCGGUGUGAGUGACGGCGAGGGGAGACUAGUCUUGGUGAAUCGGGUCAAGUCGCCAGGGAAGCAUGGUACCGUUGCGUUGGAGAUCAAGUAUCAGGCAUAUACGGACCAUGAAUAA